Molecule: messenger RNA, 2389 nt
Organism: Myxocyprinus asiaticus (Chinese sucker)
Lineage: Eukaryota; Metazoa; Chordata; Actinopteri; Cypriniformes; Catostomidae
Product: protein mab-21-like 3
Exons: 7
Coding region: 1025-2200 (391 amino acids)
Source: RefSeq, a predicted model, not a curated record
AAAGUGCACAUGUGCAAACAGCGCAAGACAGUACAAUAAUUACUAAAACAGGACAAUAGGUACAGUAAAGGACAGUGCUGUGCCAACCAGUACACAGUUCUGGUGUGGAAUAAAGUGCAAAGGUAUUACAAUAUAAUAAUAAAUGCUGUAAAAUGUAAACAUAAUACACUAGUUAGCAGCAACAAAAAAAAAAAAAAAAAAAAUGUAGAUGGUCAAUACAAUAUUUGUUUACAGUGUUUUCACAGCAAUUUAAGAAAGAAAUUAGCAAAAGUCGCAAAGAGAGUGGAAUGGUGUUCAUUUGAGUGUGAAUGUGUGUGUGUGUGUGUGGGCAGGUUUAAGUGGUUUACGAGGACUUUUUUUUAGGUUACAAGGGUAUUAUGCUAUAAAUGUGGUUUAUGUGGACAUUUCUAGUGUCCCCAUAAUUUAAAUCGCUUAAAAAACAUACUAAAAGAGUUUGUGUGAGGAGUGCAUGGGGUCAUACACAAUGCUGGUGGCUUUGCGGAUGCAGCGUGUGGUGUAAAUGUCUGUGAUGGAGGGAAGAGAGAUGAUCUUCUAAUUAGCCAUGCAAUUAGCAAUAUUUUGUGAUAAUGACCCUCUGAAUGUGCAAUAUGCUUUAUUUAUAAACUGGCCUCUUUAUGAUUUAGCUGAAAUUGGCUUACAUCAAUAGGACAUAUUCAGACACAUAAUUUAUCCAAUUUACAAAGAGGUCAAUUAAUGUAAGCACUUGUUUUGGAACAUUAAUUUUAAUGAAAUAUUAAUUGCAACUGUUUUUCAGAGUGAUCUGCCAUAUAAGCAAUUGGUGAACUUGACUGCCUGAGAGCUUUUUAGCAUCUCAGAAAUCAAUAUUAUGAGAUCAAUGGCUCUCUGUUGAAGUGUUUUUCCCUCAGCGAAAUCUGUGUCACACAUACACAGGGUCACAAAAGAACCACAAAAAGGGCCGUACAGACCUCAACACAUUAAGCUGUGCGGCUCAAUAGAAGUUUCAAAUAACAUUUUGAGAGCAUACAAAUGGAGAUAUUGCAAAAUGACCAACUUCACUGAUGAAGACCUGGACCACUAUUUACAAAAUCAGGUGGAUCUCAGACAUCGACUGGUUUCAAAGUCUGUAGAAGAAGUGCAGAAAAUCAUAAAAGAUCUUACAGCUGAGGUCAGCUCAAAGGAUGCUCGUUUCCAGUCCAUUGCAAACUCUGGAGUUCACAAUACCAGACUCAAAGAUCAGCCAGCAUUAGUGUCAAAAUGGGCUGCGUUACUCCAGGGAAAAUGUGCAUUCAACCCAGCCAUCCAAGUAAGAAAAAUUCAUAUAAACAGUGCUCUGUUCCUGAUCUCUGUGCCUCUGCGGGGCCUGAUGGGCUUUAAGGAGAGGCGAACACGACAGUGGCGGUACUACAUGCUGAGUGGCUCUUGUCUCCUCUCGCCUGUCCGUGAGCCAGAGAAGCUCCACCAGUGGCUUGAACUGGAGAGUUUCAUCAACACAAGUCAGGAGUGGCAUGAUGCCAGCAUGACUAUAGAGGGUGAUAUUGUGCCAGCCAAGGUGGUGAAUGUUUUCAAGGAGCAUCUGGAGACAUCCAUAAAGACCUGUGGACUAACAAAUAAGGUAAGCGUGAUGGAGUCGGUUGGGUCAGUGGUGCGUGUUACUGUGGAAACAUCAGAGGCACAGAUUGAGGCGGAUCUGGUUCCCACAGUGGAGCUAAUGAACUGCUGGCCAAAGAGAGCUCGGUGGCCCCGCCUCUUUCGGAGAUGGCCCUCUAUAGAGCGUGCGCACUGCAUUAAGCCUUUUGGAUACAAUCUAAUGGCCACAUCAAACUACCACUGGUUGCUGUCAUUCUCACGGGCAGAGCAGGUCCUGUUGAGUAACAUAGAUGAGGAUGGCGGUUGCCGCAGGAAGUGUUACCGUGUGGUCAGACAGCUCAAUGAAGACGCCUGGUGUCCUGGAAGCAAACCUGUCAUCACUGCAUUCCAUCUACAGACACUGCUGUUUUGGACCUGUGAGAAGUACCCCUGCACCAGGGACUGGAGAGACUUCAGGGGAUGUGUAUUACGACUGGUGCAGAAGCUGUAUAAGUGUGUUAGCCAGCACUAUCUCCGGCAUUACUUCAUACGGUCUCACAACCUUCUGAAGUACAGCAACACCAAUGAGCUAGAUAACGUGGCAAAGAAGAUCAUCAAUUUCCUGGACAACCCAGGAACAUAUGUUCAUUAGAAGCGUCCUCCGAUUGUUAGGUGGUAUAAGAUCUGUGUUAGCUGUGCUCUAUUUGUAUGACUGCAUCAUAUUGAUGCAUAUUGAUCAUGGUAAUAGGCUGUGGUUGACUCAAGUAAUGUACAGUAUGUCUUUUCUCCAUAUUACUCAUUAAUGACAUGAUGAAUAAUGUAGAACUUAUUAAUAAAUCAU